Molecule: messenger RNA, 1809 nt
Organism: Penicillium concentricum
Lineage: Eukaryota; Fungi; Ascomycota; Eurotiomycetes; Eurotiales; Aspergillaceae
Product: ENTH domain protein
Exons: 6
Coding region: 1-1809 (602 amino acids)
Biological process (GO): vesicle budding from membrane; clathrin-dependent endocytosis; clathrin coat assembly
Cellular component (GO): clathrin-coated vesicle; clathrin-coated pit
Molecular function (GO): clathrin heavy chain binding; SNARE binding; 1-phosphatidylinositol binding
Source: RefSeq, a predicted model, not a curated record
AUGCCUGGAGGAUUUGAGAAGUCAGUAAAAGGGGCCACAAAGCUCAAGCUUGCGGCCCCUAAAUCCAAAUACAUAGAGAAUAUUCUCGUGGCAACUCAUACCGGCGAGGCAGGAGUCGCAGAGGUAUUCCGAACCCUACAGAUACGACUCAGAGACUCGGCAUGGACCAUUGUUUUCAAGGCGCUCAUCGUCCUACAUCUCAUGAUCCGAGAGGGUCAACUGGAUGCUGCGCUGGGAUACUUGUCCGAUAAUCCAAAGAAAAUCGCGCCCAGCAAUUUCUCUGAAGCCCAAUCGCAGGGACAUAAUAUCCGACGAUAUGCCGAAUACCUUAUCACGCGUGCCAAGGCGUUCGAUGCCUGCAAGACGGAUCAUGUACGAAGCGGACCGGGACGGCUGAAGAGAAUAGGCGUGGACAAAGGUCUGCUGAGGGAGACUGAAAUUGUACAGAAGCAAAUUCGUGCGUUACUGCGGUGUGAUCUAUUGACGGAUGAGCCCGAGAAUGAGAUCAGUUUGACCGCGUUCCGUCUUCUCACACUUGAUCUAUUGACUCUAUAUUCAGUCAUGAAUGAGGGCACGAUCAAUGUUUUGGAACACUACUUUGAGAUGUCGCGGCCGGAUAGUGUACGUGCCCUGGCAAUCUACAAGACGUUCACAAAACAAACGGAAGAAGUGGUUCAGUUCUUGGGAGUGGCAAGACAUUUCCAGUCUGCCACCCGCCUGGAAAUCCCGAAGCUUAAGCAUGCCUCCACAGACUUGGCGCGCCUUCUUGAGGAUGAUCUCAACGAUCCUGAUUUCGACCUUCGCCGACGGGAGUACAUGGUCAAGAAAGGUGUACGCGUUCCACCGAGCAUGGAAGCCAGUGCGACUGCAGAUGUAUCAAAGCCAAUGCCGAACCCACCGAUGUCGAACCCGGCGUCAAACCCACCCAAGCAGGCUGAACAACCGAAGCCACCCCCUGUGGAUCUGAUCGACUUCUUUGAUUCAAUUGAGCAGAAUCAACAGCCAAUGGGGCAACAGAACUCAAUGCAGUACCAGCAAACAGGGUUCCAGCAGCAACCGCAGCAAUCAUUCUACCCCCAGCAGACUGGCUUCCAGCAGCAACCCCAGGCGAUUCAGCAGCAGCCUUUGGAAACUGGAUAUGGCCAGCCAACCCAAUAUGGAGCUCCUUAUCAAGCACAGGGCCCAAACAAUCCAUUUGGGCAGCAGCAACAAUCACAACCACAACCACAACCGCCGCAGCCACUUCAAGCCAUGCCAACUGGCGCUGGAUUUGGAGGGUACUCCCCCAGCCGCAGCAGCAUUGCCUCAUUCCCUCAACAACAGCAAGCACCUCAGGCAUUGCAGCCCUUGCAACCCCAGCACACCAAUCCGUUCCGCCAGUCAAUGAUGCUCAACUCUUCCACCGGCGCUCAGCCACCCGCCGCUCCUCUAUCGCGACAGAACACGAACCCAUUCGCGAGACGACUCUCCACCGCAACCCCGCAAUAUACUCCCCCAAACGAGCAAUUCCAGCCUGCGCAGUCCCCACAAGUGCAGCAGCUUCCGCCACAAGUGCAGCCGAUCCAGCCUCAGCGGACGGGAACCAAUCCUUUUGCGCGGGCCUCUCCUGCUCCACAGCAAGCUCUACAGCCCCCAGCCGCUGCUCCCUUGCGGCCUAACCCAACUGGCAGCACCAACCCUUUCCGACAGAGCCAGUUUAUCAACCAGCAGACUGGGCAGGGUUGGCAAAACAGUGGGCAGAGUGGUACAAUGGGUGGAUUAGAACAGCUGGACACGGUGCCGAUCUUCCCGCGCCCCGGCAUGACCUAA